AUGGAAUCCCUAACUCCAGAAGGUACUAUACAGCCAACCGCUAAUGGCUACGGUCAGGAAUGCGGAUACCCUAUGGCCAAAGGGAUGCAUCCUAUUCGUUUGGACGAGAACCGUGUUUUAAAAACAAAACUGUUAGAUACUGGAGAGGCUCAGGCAAUGGAGUUUAUUGCUAAGGCUACAACUAUCCCCGUCCCGAAGGUUUUUGAGGCGAAAGUUUUUGAGGCAAGGUAUAUCGGGAAGAAGCGGGGAGAACGGUUUUGUAUUGUGAUGGAAUAUAUACCCGGAAAACCAUUAAACGUUAUAUGGAAUGAUCUAAGCGAUAACCAGAAGAUAAAUAUCUGUCUUCAAAUCGACGGAUAUCUCGCUCAACUCCGGAAGCUUACUGGGGAUCGAAUUAUGGCGGCAGAUAGUGGUGCCCUAGAUGUAGGGCUUUACGAAAAGCGCUUUUUGGGACCGUUCGACAGUGUAAAGGAGUUCCAUCACGCCUUGGGUAAAGGUGAGUCGAAUAACUUGGGUGAUGGCCAUGGUAUUCAUUUUGCCCAUGCCGAUCUGGCCCCUCGGAACAUUCUGGUUGAUGAGAACACCGGCCGGAUUAAUGCAGUUAUUGAUUGGGAACGGGCAGGAUGGUAUCCAGAAUAUUGGGACUUUGUCCGGAUGGACUACGACCGGCCGCUAAAGCGCGAGAUGGGCGGCUAUACUAAGCUUUGGAAGUCCCUUUUCACUCGCUUAUAUGAAGAUGAAAGUUCUGCAAUGCAGGAUUUGGUUAGACGAACGGUAGUUCCAUAUCCAGAUGGAACCCCGAUGGAACCGCGUCCUGAUAUAUUACCGUCGUAUGCCUCCCGUGCGAAGGAGUUACGGGAGACUUUUGAAAGGAAUACUUAA
Molecule: messenger RNA, 882 nt
Organism: Microsporum canis CBS 113480
Lineage: Eukaryota; Fungi; Ascomycota; Eurotiomycetes; Onygenales; Arthrodermataceae
Product: phosphotransferase family protein
Exons: 2
Coding region: 1-882 (293 amino acids)
Source: RefSeq, a predicted model, not a curated record